Sitophilus oryzae (rice weevil) is the source of this 1855-nucleotide messenger RNA. It is a transcript of the gene eIF2D, whose product is annotated as eukaryotic translation initiation factor 2D. Bases 108 to 1811 code for a protein of 567 amino acids. The transcript has a single exon. Gene Ontology annotation, biological process: formation of translation preinitiation complex; translational initiation. Gene Ontology annotation, molecular function: RNA binding; translation initiation factor activity. The record is from RefSeq and is a predicted model, not a curated record. Lineage: Eukaryota; Metazoa; Arthropoda; Insecta; Coleoptera; Curculionidae.
GGUUAUAUGUUGUCUAUUCUGUAGGUUGAUAAAAAUAUUUUGUAUUUAAAAUUAAAGUAUAAUAAUAAAUAAAGAUAAGUGCAAAAUACCCAAUUUUCGUGUAAAACAUGUUCAAGAAACCAGUGAGAAUUAAAAGUAAUAAUCAAGUUAAAGGAUCCGAAAGAAAAAAUGUAAAAGAUCUUUUCUGCAAAAGUUUUCCAAAUGUUUCAGAAGUAGAAGCCAAUAAUUUAUUUAACAAUAAAAAAGAAACACUUAAUUGCAUUAAACUUGUAACUCAUGACAAUGAAACAGUGCAAGUCUAUUGUAUACAGAAACAACCGUUGUUGUUCAGUGUAAGGGACAAGUUGUUUCCUACAGUAUACUUAUUAUGGAAUAUUCCAAAUCUUAUUCCAUAUUUUACUAUACAUCCUCAGGUGAUGAGUUACAUAAAUUCUGGAGCUGAUUUAAUGCUGCCCGGUGUGAUUACUCCAACAGCACAAACCGGAUUAUCAAAGUAUGGAAAUGUAAAUGCAAAUAGUUUAGUAUAUAUAAAUUUAUCAAAUAAUAAAUGUGCAGUAGCAAUUGGUACGACAUGUUUAAGUUCUUUUGAUAUGGAAAGAUCAGGAGGUAAAGGAAAAUGUGUCAAUGUUCAUCAUUUUUUAGGGGACUAUUUGUGUAAUAUUGAUGGAGCACAAACUACCAAACCAAAUUUAGGUCCACCAGAUUUUCUUGUUACAAAAGAUUAUGAGUCAGACUUUCCUGAAUUGGGAAAAAAUAAACAAGAAAUAAAUAGAUCAGAAAUAACAUCUGAUGGGAGCAUCCCACAAGAUAAGGAUUUAUUAGAAGACACAGAUGACAAAAACGAAACAGAUGUAUCCAAUACUAAUGAAAAUUUUGAUAUGGAUGAAGUUUUAAUGCAUUGUUUUCUAGCAUCAAUUAAGUAUUCAAAGACGAUCACGCUGCCAAUCCUUACCUCAAAUUUCUACAAAUUACAAAUGCUCCCGGCAUGCCCUGAAGGCCACACAUUAGAUAUUAAAAAAACUUCUUACAAAAAAUUAAAAAACUUUCUGGACGAAAUGUGUAAAAUACAACUAAUUACGGUAAAGGAAGUAAAAAAAGGUGUGGAAACCAUAAUGAGUAUUAAUAAGGAGCAUCCUAAAUAUAAUGAAUUCUAUUUGAAACCUGACUUAAGGCCAAAAACAGACUCUAACGAAGAUGCAAAGAAUGUAAAUAAAACUACUGUAACUGAAUCUUAUGUAAUAACUGAAAAUGUUUUACCUAUUUUUCAACAAGGUGGUUAUCGCAAAGGAGAUGUUAUAGAUAGGCCUAAUAUUCACAAGUUUGUUACAAGUUACAUUAAAGAAAACAAUUGUCAAGAAAUUGAUAAUAAUAAACUAGUCAAACCCAGUACUACCAUUCUGAGAAAAAUCUGCAAAACAGAGCAAUCUGUAUCGUGGGAGGAGGUAUUUGAAAAAGUAUGCGAAUCAAUGAAAAAUUGUUUCAAAGUCAAUGUUGGCCAAGAUGAAAUAUUCAAUAAGGGUAAAAUAUCGCCUAUCACGAUGAAUGUAUCUGUCAGAUCUGGCAAUAAGAAAGUUACUAUAAUUGAUAAUUUAGAAGUAUUUGGAAUUAAUAUUAAUGAAUUUGCCAAGGAAUGUCAACAUGGUGUGGCAGCAAGUACAAGUAUAACUCCAAAACCACCUGGAAAAAAGUGUGACCAACUCUUAGUUCAAGGAAAUCAAGUUGUUUUUGUGUAUAACAUACUAACAGAAAAAUAUAAAGUUCCCAAAAAAUAUGUUUUAGGUCUAGAGAAGGCACCUAAAAAAAAGAAAUAAUCUUUCACUUUAUACUUAUUUAUUAAAGAAUGAAGAUUAGUCAA